This is a messenger RNA of Rasamsonia emersonii CBS 393.64, 645 nucleotides long. Its product is annotated as Peroxiredoxin. Gene Ontology annotation, cellular component: cytoplasm. Bases 1 to 645 code for a protein of 214 amino acids. Gene Ontology annotation, biological process: cell redox homeostasis; cellular response to oxidative stress. The record is from RefSeq and is a predicted model, not a curated record. Gene Ontology annotation, molecular function: thioredoxin peroxidase activity. Lineage: Eukaryota; Fungi; Ascomycota; Eurotiomycetes; Eurotiales; Trichocomaceae. The transcript is spliced from 2 exons.
AUGGUCGAGCUGAGGAAGCGCAAGGCACCUUCCGACUCUAUACCAGCGCAGGAAAAGAAAGCAAAGCCAAAUGAGAAAAAGGCUCCCAAGGAGAGAAGCGCUGAACCAAAGAAACAGUCCGACGAUGAUCAUGGCCCCUCUCCACGAGGGAGUGUUCCGAAAGCCGGUGACACGCUUCCUCUGGAUGGUUUUGGAGGCGAGAUCGAGACACAUGAGGGUGUCACAACCUCUUUGAAGGCUUUGAUAGACGCUAGCAAGUCCGGAGUCGUUCUCUUCACGUAUCCGAAAGCCUCAACACCCGGAUGCACAAAGCAAGCAUGCAUGUUUCGUGACGCUUAUGAUCACCUUUCGUCGACUGGGCUAUCCAUCUAUGGACUCUCAACCGAUUCACCAAAGGCAAACACAACCUUCAAAACAAAGCAAAAUCUGCCUUACCCGCUUCUUUGUGAUCCGAAGGCCACACUAAUUGCAGCUCUUGGGCUCAAGAAGGUUCCUAAGGGGACCAUAAGAGGGGUUUGCGUGAUAGAUAAAACAGGCAAAAUACGACUGUUGGAACCUGGUAGCCCCGCGGCGACGGUAGAAGCUGUGGAAAGAUUGGUGUCUGAGAGCUCAAAUGAGGAUCCCUCAAAAGAGUUGCAGACAUGA